AUGCCGGAUUCCAUCGUCCUCCGAGGUCUGAAAAUCGCAGUGACUAAAGAAUUUUCUGGAGUGUGGGUUCAGGGGAGGGACUCCGCGAGCGAGGAUUUCAUGAGCGUUGCCACCGACGAACCGAGCCUCUUCUCGCUCGGCUGCCAUGGACCGCCGUGUGCGCAGUGCAUCGGACUCAACUGCGGGAACCCAGAUCUUUCCGCUCCUGACUGCAGUUCAUACCUUCUUCAUAGUGUGUCUCUUCCUCUCAACGCUCCUUACUCGAUCUCUUGGCGUCCGGAAGGAGAAAGGGUCCUGACUGUGGCUUUGAAGAGCAAAACAAGUAUCAUUUUAGUGCCCAAGAAUGAUAGGAAUCGGACACAUAGGAUUCAUUUCAAGACGGAGGGGAAAUAUGUACGAGUGGACAUCCCAAGCCUCGAUAAAAAAAUCACUUUGGAAGAUAAUGCAACGAUGAACGCAAUGGUUACGCUAAGGACCCAGAAACACCCAAGCAGGUGGAUUCUCCCCUGCAGUGAUGCAACAACAGGUCAGUCAUAA
This is a messenger RNA of Penaeus monodon (black tiger shrimp), 537 nucleotides long. RefSeq lists its product as uncharacterized. The record is from RefSeq and is a predicted model, not a curated record. NCBI's taxonomy places the organism in Eukaryota, Metazoa, Arthropoda, Malacostraca, Decapoda, Penaeidae. The coding region runs from base 1 to 537 and encodes 178 amino acids. The transcript is spliced from 5 exons.